Molecule: messenger RNA, 1817 nt
Organism: Sinocyclocheilus rhinocerous
Lineage: Eukaryota; Metazoa; Chordata; Actinopteri; Cypriniformes; Cyprinidae
Gene: riok2
Product: RIO kinase 2 (yeast)
Exons: 10
Coding region: 155-1714 (519 amino acids)
Biological process (GO): maturation of SSU-rRNA; protein phosphorylation
Cellular component (GO): cytosol; preribosome, small subunit precursor; nucleus
Molecular function (GO): protein serine/threonine kinase activity; ATP binding
Source: RefSeq, a predicted model, not a curated record
CCAGGAGAAGCACUGACCGUCAACUUCCGGGAUGUAACGUCAGAAUACUGCGCUCUUCCGGUUUGAACAUGUGGAAUGGUUGGUUGAACAAAUCCCGCAUUACAAAAACUAUUUAGAAAUCUUUUGAAAAUUAGGAAGCAACGGGUUUGCCACCAUGGGCAAAUUAAACGUCGUUAUCUUGAGGUAUCUGUCCAGGGAAGAUUUUAGAGUCCUCACAGCGGUGGAAAUGGGCAUGAAGAACCACGAGAUCGUCCCAGUAAGUCUGAUUGCGUCUAUUGCCAGUCUCAAACAUGGAGGAUGCAACAAGGUUUUGCGGGAGCUGGUCAAACACAAGUUACUGGCCUAUGAACGCAACAAAACUGUGCAGGGGUAUCGGCUGAAUUACGGUGGCUAUGAUUACCUGGCACUGAAGACAUUUUCUUCCAGGGAUGUUGUUUUGUCAGUUGGAAACCAGAUGGGAGUCGGCAAAGAGUCCGAUAUUUACAUUGUUGCAAAUGCUGAGGGGGAGCAGUUUGCUCUGAAACUUCACAGACUGGGUCGGACGUCCUUCAGGAACUUGAAGAACAAGAGAGAUUACCACAAGCACAGACAAAAGAUGUCAUGGCUCUACCUGUCCAGGCUCUCUGCCAUGAAAGAGUUUGCAUACAUGAAGGCAUUAUAUGAUGGAGGGUUUCCUGUUCCAAAGCCAGUAGACUACAACAGACAUGCAGUGGUUAUGGAGCUCAUUAAUGGUUACCCACUGUGUCAGGUUCGAGAAAUUCAAGACCCUGCUGGAUUGUACAGUGAAAUCAUGGAGCUAAUAGUCAAACUUGCCAGUCAUGGGCUGAUCCAUGGUGACUUCAAUGAAUUUAACCUCAUGCUUGAUGACAACGACCACGUCACAAUGAUUGACUUCCCUCAGAUGGUCUCCACUUCACAUACAAAUGCAGAAUGGUACUUUGAUCGAGAUGUCAAGUGUGUUCGAGAUUUUUUCGUAAAAAGAUUCAACUAUGAAAGCGAACUCUAUCCAACAUUCAAAGACAUCAGAAGAACCUGCUCGCUUGAUGUGGAGAGCUCAGCUAGUGGCUACACCAAGGAGCUGCAGCAGGAUGACCGUUUGCUCCACCCUGAAGGUCCAGAGGGUGAAGAACUCAGUGGAGACGAAGAUGAUGACAUCUCAGAGUCUGCUGACGAUACACAUCAGGCCGCCUUAGAGGACGUUAUCAGCGUAGAGGAGUAUAAACAAGCCAUGCUUGAGCUCGAAGGGCUAAAUAUUAGUAAGGAUACUCCAACAGAAGAGAACGCCACAGAGGAACUUGAGGGAGCUCAAUGUGAAGAGGAGAUCCCCUCAGAGGACGUUCAGAAAGAAACGGUUUCUGACAUUUCCAAAGACUUGGAGGGGGAAGAGGAGAAUGAGGUAGAGGAUGAGUGUCCUGAUUUGGUUGACCUGUCUGCAUCCAACAAAGACUUUAGGCCUUUCAGAGACCAAGUGAGUCUUGAGAAUGAGCACAGGAGGAGAACAACCAGUGAGAUGAGCAUUGGAAGUGUUGGCAGUUGUUCUACUAUACCACCAGAGGUCAUCAGGCAGAAAGUGAAGAGACAGCUCACAAAACAGCAGAAGGCUGCUCAGAGAAGACGUCUACAGAAAGGUGAAGCCAACCUGGUGACCAAGGAGAGGAGAGAAAAUCAGAACAACAUCAAGAGCAGUUUGGAGACCGCUUACUUCUGGGGCUGAGGAUGGCCCUGAAAUCUUUUGAUGAUGUGACUUUAGGACUUCUAACAUUUUUCAGAGUUCUGUAUCUAUGGAAUUAAUAAUAAAAAAUCCUUAAUCCCUGCGA